Messenger RNA from Cooperia oncophora, 375 nucleotides. The record is from the annotation of a GenBank genome assembly. NCBI's taxonomy places the organism in Eukaryota, Metazoa, Nematoda, Chromadorea, Rhabditida, Trichostrongylidae.
AUGUCUGGUGAGCCGGUCGACUACGCACCUCCACAGUGGAGUGGCGAACAAAGAAAGGCUGCGACUAUCUUUCAGCCUGACAUCGAAAGAUAUGGUAAGAAUAAUGAGUUCGGAUUUGAUGACGCCUCUAUUAGGGCAGGGUUCGUCCGAAAGGUUUUCGCCAUCGUCACAAUUAUGUGUCUGAUUUGCAUACUCAUGGUGACACCUGUUGUUGUAAACACGGAACUGAGGGAGCUCAUGAUCAAAAACAGUUGGAUCUACCUCCUUGCAUUGUUAGUCUUCACUAACCGUUAUGACCAUGAGAUGAAAGCUGCUAAAAUGAGCGUGGUUGUAGAACAACCCACGGCAAGAAAAAUCCGAGGUCCGGGUGAAUGA